Closterium sp. Naga37s-1 is the source of this 1154-nucleotide messenger RNA. Lineage: Eukaryota; Viridiplantae; Streptophyta; Zygnematophyceae; Desmidiales; Closteriaceae. The record is from the annotation of a GenBank genome assembly.
AUGACACCCAAUAGGGACUCUUUACAAUCAUUCCCACUUCAGAUUCUACCAGAUUCUACCAGGGUUCUCCUGGUGCCCCGAGACUUAACUAAGGCGGACAUUGGCUUGAAGGCAGCGCGCAGAAUAGAGGCAGGCGAGGUGAUUCUGGUAGUUCCACAAAUGUUCUUCAUUGUGGCCAACUGGAUUGCACUGAACGAGUCAGAGCGCCAUCUACAGCCCUACGACAUGGCACUACCAGACUGGGACUCAUUCACCGUGCUGGCCGCCUGGCUGCUGCGAGAGAGGGCUAAAGGGGCUGCCUCCCCCUGGGCGCGCUACCUGCGCUCCCUGCCCGCCUACGUGCCGCUGCCUGCGCUCUUCCCACAGGACCUGAUAGACCAAUUUGAGCCACGCGUCUCAAGGCAGCAUAUGCCGACCUGCACGAUCUCUGCAGCAGCAACCCUGCUGCCAUCGCCCAUGCCUCUUCCCUCCCUCCUUUUCCCCACCCCAACCCUUCUUCCCCCUCCUCCCUUUGAAAUCCCCCUGCCACAGGCCACGCGGCUCAAGACAGCAUACGCCGACCUGUACGACAGAUGCAAGAGCAGCAACCCCGCUGCCAUCGCCAAUGCAUCUCGCUCCGAGUUCUACUGGGCGCUCUCUAUAGUCACAUCACGCUCCUUCACCUUCUCCCCUUCCCUGCGCGCCCGUGGGGAUGGGGAGGAGCAGCAGGCGGAGGGGACAGACGGGGCGGAGAGGGGCGAGGAUGGGGGGUUAGAUGGGGCGGAUGGUGCAGAUGGGGCAGAAGUAGCAGCAGAGGUAAAGGAAGGAGUGGCAACAGAAGGGGCAGGAGGUGAGGCAGAGGAGGGGCGUUCUGGCAGCAGCAGCAGCAGCAGCAGCAGUGGUGGUGGAAGUGAUGGCGGUGGCAGCAGGGAGGAGGAUUGGUAUGCCACGUCAGCAGCAAUGCUCCCAUUCGCUGAUCUGUUCAACCAUGAUUUCUACUCCAAUGUGGGAUGGAAGCUCUCAGGGGACCACUUUCUCUUCACGACCUACCAAGCCAUCGAGAAAGGAGAGCCGCUGAGGAUAUCGUAUGGAGAGUAUCGCACCGUUGACAUGGUGGCGCAGUAUGGCUUUGUCCCUGUGUACAAUCACUUUCACACCGUCCUGCUCUUCCCCAC